UAGCCCCACGAUCCCCCAUCCCCCUCCCCACCACACGCUUCCUCCAUUGAUUAGAUUUGAUGCGCACAUAAUUAAAUUCCUCCCGUAAUAGUUUACUUUAUAUUUUGCAGUUUAGAUUUGGGAAUUUUACAUCUAGUCCUAUUUUUUUUUUUCUAAAGAAAAGAAUAUCAUUUGAAAUUGUAAGCUCGAAUUUUCAAUUUCACAGCACGAACUUAUUUCUACACUGCAGUUGAACGCGUGCAGUCUUUUUUAUUUUUCCUUGUCCGGUUUCGCAAUGUUCGCCUUGUUUUUGGUGGUAGUAGUAGAUUUAACAGUUUUAAUCUCAGGUUUAUUUUUGUUGGAAGAUAUUGGCCUUGAAUCAAAAAAGGCUCUCAAUCCGAUUCCUUGUCUUAAAAUUCCUAGUAUUCGUUCCUUAUGUUUGACAAGCCAAAAAAAUAACCUUGCAGAGUUCUUCGUGAUGGAUUGAAACAUGAUACACACAUUUUAUCAUCGGCCCAAGUAGCAGUUGGCAUUCUUAAAUAAUGUAAGCGUUGUUGCAUAGUCCUUGAAUCCUCCUUGCGCUACAUUUAGGUUACCAUAGCAACUGGUACAUCGCAAAGUGGCGUGCAAAUGAUGAUCCCAAUUUUGCGCGUCACAAAAGAAACAUUUUGCCAGGAAUCGCCUGUCGCGUGAGACUACCUAGAAUCAGGUCAGUAGGGGAAAUCCAGUUCCAGCCGGUUCAAGCUGCCGGAGCUAGACUUUCUGGAGAUUUACCCGGCCUCAAUGCACCCAGCGUACUACACCUUGUCUGUGUUGAGUUGCAGCCCUCACAAACAUCCCAUACAUUCCUUUUUUGAAGAAAAAUCAACAACAUUUUGUUGAAAUAGUUUUGGACAACUGGAUAUACGCAACGCAUUACACACGCCCUACUUCCAGUUUUCCUUGAGUUCCCUGGCGUAGCGGCAGAUUUCUGAACAAAACCCCACAGCAACCGAAAUGGAAAAGGGAGAACAACCAAUCAGAAAGCGGCGUCUCGCGACACACCCUCCUUCCACCCAUUCUAUGUGGACUUUGCCGGAUCCACAGCAAUCGGCGAUUGUGGCUGCAUAUAAACCCAGACGGGACUCACUCUUGCCGUAAUAUUCGGGAAUCCCCAUCCUUGACGAAGAUAAGUGUAUUAUGGUCGUUGAACAAAACGAUUCCGCUGUCGCGCUCUACUGGCGGUUGUUCACUCCCGGCUGUCUUCGCCAGGCUCUACAUCGUCUCUUUGAUGACUUUCGGGAAAAAGUAGAAGAAAUUCAUUAGACGAAAUACUUCAAAUCUUUCCGCCUUUACUAGCCGGAUUUUAUCCAUUGUUAAUUCUCCACAUUUUUCUGAUAACAUCAGAUUACACAUCAAAUCAAAUGGCGCCCAUCACGGCCUCAGCCCCCAAAAUGACGGGCGGAUCGAUUGAAUUGCGUGAGCCGUCGCUUCCUGUUAAGCUCCUCACUGCCGGAUCUGCCGCUUGCGUUGCGGAUCUUUUCACAUACCCUCUGGACACAGCCAAAGUCCGGUUGCAGAUUCAAGGAGAAGCAGGAGUGGCUGCACCAGUACGAUAUUACAUAACAACAGCGGCCUCAGCUUUGGGUGCUGGAGGAAAUGGUGCAUCCAUGGUGGUAGAACAUGCAGCGCCACCGUCCCAAUAUAAGGGCAUGAUUGGCACAGUUUCAACAAUUGCCCGACAAGAAGGGCCAAAGGCUCUUUAUAAUGGACUGGCAGCGGGACUUCAGCGCCAGAUGUGUUUCGCCUCCAUCCGCAUUGGGCUCUACGAUUCCAUCAAGUCGUUGUACCAACAGACACUCAAUGGAGGAAAACGAAACACCAAUAACAAGAACACAAACGCCAGUAUAUCCGUGAGAAUAUUCGCCGGAAUUACUACUGGGGGUCUGGCUGUUCUUCUUGCCCAGCCAACGGACGUUGUUAAAGUGCGAAUGCAAGCGGAAGCACGUUCAACUACUGGAAUUAAGCGUUAUUCUGGUACCAUGAAUGCUUACUCUACCAUUGCUCGGAAAGAAGGUGUCGCCGGGUUAUGGAAAGGAACGUUGCCUAACGUUAGUCGGAAUGCUAUCGUCAACGUAGCAGAGAUAGUUUGCUACGAUCUCUUUAAAGAAUACAUUCUUAGUUCUGGCCUGCUUAAGGAUGGCGUUCCGUGCCAUUUCUCUGCUGCGGUGGCAGCCGGAUUCUGCACCACAGUGGUCGCUUCACCCGUCGAUGUGGUCAAGACGCGUUUCAUGAACGCCCCUGUAGGCCAGUACCGAGGCGCUGUCGACUGUGCCGUUCGAAUGAUGAUGAAAGAGGGCCCAAUAGCUUUCUACAAAGGUUUCGUGCCUUCGUUCUCUCGUCUAGUGUCAUGGAACAUUUGCAUGUGGAUCACUUACGAACAGUUUAAACGUCUUGUCUUGGUAGCCUACAACCAACCAACGAUGCUCAACAGACACGUGUGAAGUCAACCGAAUUAAUUUGCACAAUUUGGAAGUCGAUUUCGACGAGUCCCUUAAUGAUUUCUGUUACACUUAAGUAUAUACCCUUUUUCUAUACCACUUUUCCCUUAAUCAGGUAUUCGGGUUUUUUACGCUAAACGAUAAAAUGUAAUAAUGUUUUUUUUUUUAAUUACUGUCUGUAUUGAAUUGAACGCGUCGAACACGAUGAUAAUUUUUCCCUUGAUACGAUCCCUCGCUUAAUAAUAAGUGAAUAUUUUGUUAUACAUGUAUUGAAAUCGUU
This is a messenger RNA of Daphnia pulex (common water flea), 2739 nucleotides long. RefSeq names its product mitochondrial uncoupling protein 2-like. Gene Ontology annotation, molecular function: oxidative phosphorylation uncoupler activity. Lineage: Eukaryota; Metazoa; Arthropoda; Branchiopoda; Diplostraca; Daphniidae. The transcript has 8 exons. Gene Ontology annotation, biological process: adaptive thermogenesis; response to cold; mitochondrial transmembrane transport. The record is from RefSeq and is a predicted model, not a curated record. The coding region runs from base 1383 to 2462 and encodes 359 amino acids.